ACUAGAAAAUAUAGAAAAUAAACCAGAAUUUAAAAGAUAGUUUUUGUAACUACCGUAUAUAUAUAUUUUUUAGGUUACAUCACUAAUAUACGUUUCGUAUCUAGUAUCAUUUUUACCAGUUUAAAAUAUCACCCAUUUUUCAAAUAAUUUAGCUGAGAUUAGCUGGGUUAUAGUAAGACAUUAAUCAACACCGUUUCUAUCUCCUGUGGUUCUAUGGUGUAGCUGCUGUAUUGUUUUGGUUGAUACGUCCCUGCUACAGCUUCGGAUCACUUUUUACCAAGUGAUGGAUGAGCAGACGGGCUCUCCUGCAGCCAACACUGACAACAGCAGCCAGAGAAAUGGCGAUGAGAAGCCUCGGCGUGGCAGCUGGACCAAAGGGAGGAAGAGGAAGAAGCCUAUGAAGGACAGCAACGCACCUAAAGCUCCCCUGACGGGCUACGUUCGCUUCAUGAACGACAGGCGGGAGCAGCUGCGGGCGGAGCGUCCCGACGUGCCCUUCCCAGAGAUCACCAGGAUGCUGGGCAAUGAGUGGAGCAAGCUGCCCCCGGAGGAGAAGCAGCGAUAUUUGGAUGAAGCGGAGCGGGAUAAGGAGCGCUACAUGCGAGAGCUGGAGAAGUACCAGAAAACGGAGGCCUACAAACAUUUCACCAGGAAGGUCCAGGAGAAGCAGAAGGGCAAGAGGCACAGGGGAGAUGUUGGGCACCAAGUCGCCAGUGAGGCUCUUCAUGAGAAAGACGCAGAGGGAAAGGACAGGACUGUGUUUGACAUACCAAUCUUCACAGAAGAGUUUCUCAACCACAGCAAAGCACGAGAAGCUGAGAUGCGCCAGCUGCGCAAGACCAACAUGGAGUACGAGGAGCGCAACGCAGCCUUGCAGAAGCACGUGGAGAGCAUGCGAGGGGCGGUGGAGCGGCUGGAGGGCGACGUGAUGCAAGAGAGAGAACGCAACGGGCUCCUGCAUCAGCACCUGGAGACUCUGCGCCAGGCGCUCACCUCCAGCUUCUCAUCGGUUCCUCUGCCAGGUGAGACUUUAAGCACCCUGCAGAGAGUUUAUGACCUUUUCUCAUUUUGUCUGUGUAUUUUAUCAGAAUCAUUUAUAAGGGUCCCAUGAAAUCCAUUUAGUUUU
Cyprinodon variegatus (sheepshead minnow) is the source of this 1126-nucleotide messenger RNA. Its product is annotated as high mobility group protein 20A-like. The coding region runs from base 284 to 1111 and encodes 275 amino acids. The transcript is spliced from 7 exons. NCBI's taxonomy places the organism in Eukaryota, Metazoa, Chordata, Actinopteri, Cyprinodontiformes, Cyprinodontidae. Gene Ontology annotation, biological process: regulation of gene expression. Gene Ontology annotation, cellular component: nucleus. The record is from RefSeq and is a predicted model, not a curated record.